GUCCGUCGCGAAUGGUCGUGUUAGUAUAUUGUAAUAAAAUUUCUCGUUUUUUCUAAAUUAAAUACGUCGAUCGAAGGUCGGCGGGCUAACCUCCGCGCAGCACCAUCCAAGGACAGUGCUAUUCUUAGUGCACCAUCAUGGCUAGCAGUUCAUGGGAGGAGUUCUUUGCAGUGCACUUACCGCCCACCGAUUUCGAGGACAACCGCUCUCUGCUCAGAGAAUUCUGUGAACGACAUGACACUUACGGCAACAAGAUUGUCUUAGUCACAUCGGGGGGCACAACAGUGCCCCUAGAGCACAACACAGUCCGGUUCGUGGACAACUUUAGCGCAGGCACCCGAGGCUCGGCCUCCGCGGAGCAUUUCCUCGAACAAGGUUAUGCCGUCAUCUUCAUGCACCGUCAGAAGUCACUGGAGCCCUUUACGAGGCACUUCAAUGGGCAGAAGCUGCUGGAUAUGCUUGACAUACAGGAACGGGGACCUAAUACUUCAAUCACAGUAAAACCCGACAGCGUAGACGUGCUAGCACCUAUACUUCUCCGAUAUAAAGCUGCGCACGCGGCUGGCGCGAUUCUCUACGUGUCCUUUACAACAGUCUCCGAGUACUUGUGGCUUCUGCGAGCAGCGUGUGAGUGCUUGGCCAACCUCGGCGCGAGAGCGUGUCUAUACUUGGCCGCUGCAGUCUCGGACUUCUACAUUCCUAAGGACAGAGUGCCCACUCACAAAAUCCAGUCAGGCAGCGGAGCGCCUCCGGUAAUCCAACUACAACUUGUUCCAAAAAUGCUGGCACCUCUGUGCAAUCUCUGGGUGCCCGAAGCCUACGUGGUUUCCUUCAAGCUCGAGACCGACGAGGCUCUGCUCAUACCGAAAGCGAGGGGUGCGCUUGAAAAGUAUAAACAUAAGAUGGUGGUAGCGAACAGCCUUCAAACACGUCACCAUCGAGUGGUGCUAGUGACGCCAGACGAGAUCCAGGAGAUCGUCCUCACAAGAGAAGAUGUGCACGCAGGCGUGGAUAUCGAGUCGGGCAUCGUGUGCGAGAUAGUGCGUCGACAUUUGGAGCACAUGGCGCUGGCGGGCGAGACCGUGUCCCCCCCGCGCUCCCCCCGCGACGCGCGCUGAUUGUCGCGCGCCCGCCGCCGGCUCUACCUCACGCCGGAGUAGGCGGACGCCCACAACUAGGAACUAUACGACUGAGGGCUGGUGACGUGACGUUUUAUCUUUUCCAAGGGCGUUUUCAAUCACGCGGACUCGUUCCGGUCACAUAUAGCGUUACAUAGCACUGCCAGUGUCAAUAUAACACAAUAAAAAAAAAUCGAUGAAAUCCUUGGGUGCGGUAGAUAACAGAGAUGUACACGUGCCGAGCUAUAUCUGCGUGACUGG
Molecule: messenger RNA, 1379 nt
Organism: Hyposmocoma kahamanoa
Lineage: Eukaryota; Metazoa; Arthropoda; Insecta; Lepidoptera; Cosmopterigidae
Gene: Ppcs
Product: phosphopantothenate--cysteine ligase
Exons: 7
Coding region: 138-1118 (326 amino acids)
Biological process (GO): coenzyme A biosynthetic process
Cellular component (GO): cytoplasm; nucleus
Molecular function (GO): phosphopantothenate--cysteine ligase activity
Source: RefSeq, a predicted model, not a curated record